GUCUACUCUGGCUUCUUGCUCUCCAGCGUCCGGGUGUCACCGAGGCUGGGCAGCGGCCAGACGGAGGGCUGGAAAGCGCUACUUAGCUGAAAGGUGGUAUCGCAGCGGGGCUGAGGGACCGGCCCGUCCAGCUUCACGCCUGUUUAGACCUAAUAGUUUGAUUCCCACUGCCCUCUGUGUCAACACCGCACAGUUCCCCUGAUGUCGGAUUUCAAGCUCGGGAUUGUGCGGCUCGGCCGUGUGGCCGGGAAGACGAAAUACACCUUGAUUGAUGAGCAGGACAUACCCCUAGUGGAAAACUAUGCCUUUGAGGCUCGUAUGGAGGUAGAUGCUGAUGGCAACGGUGCAAAAAUCUUUGCUUACGCUUUUGAUAUCGGCAAAGGCCGCUGGGCUGGAAGGCCCCUGCAUGAGCUGCUGUGGGAGAAGCACAGAGGAGGCAUUGCUCCUACUUUUCAAGUUAUCCAUAUCAACUCUGUGACUGUGGACAACCGGCUAGACAACCUACGACUGGUACCGGUGGGCUGGAGCCCCAAGCCAGAAGAGAUUUCCAGCAAGCAGAGGGAGCAGUCCCUGUACUGGCUGGCCAUCCAGCAGGUCCCUGCUGAUCCUGUGGAGGAGCAGUACCUGGAGCUGAGCCGCACACGCUACUAUAAUGCUAAUGGGGAGCUAGUGGAGGAAGAGGAGUGUUCCUGUACAUACUAUGAGUGUCAUUAUCCCCCUUGUUCACUCAUUGAGAGGAGGUUGCGAGAGUUUAACAUCUGCGGGCGCUGCCAGGUGGCUCGAUACUGCGGCUCCCAGUGUCAGCAGAGGGACUGGCCUGCCCACAAGAAGCAGUGUCGCGAGCGCAAGCGGGUUCUGGCGCUGGAGUCGGAGCCAGAGCGGUGAUCAAUCGUCACCCUCGACUGCGAGAGGAGGGUCAACGAGGGGGGGUUAGAUUUGUGGGAGGUGGGGGGUAAACGUGAACUCGCUGAUAAGAGACUUAAUGACAGAAGACAAUGUUUGACUGAAAGUUUAUGGGCUAUUGACAUGGAGGACGGGGAAGAAGAACACAGAAAAGACAUCUGACGCUUCCCAGAACACUCAAUUCUCCAUAGCUUGCUUUUCAUGUGGAUUGCAGGGAAUUGUAUUUUUGUUUUGUUAUUUUUGUCUCUAUAGUUCUCAUGGAGGGAGAACUUUGAGCUCAACCUGCUGCUAUGGUUUUCUAAGUGAUGGAAGGGGUGAAAGUUCUCUGUGAAGAACUCGGCAAGCUUCUUGGGAUAACAGUCAAACGGAGCGUUCCCGUCAUCCUUUCGUUCCUCCUUCCUGCCGCUCCCGCUCGGCGGGACCAUGGGGCUAAAGGACCCGUCGCUCGGCUGGUACAACGGGACAUGGACCUUCUCACUGUAUCGCUCCCUCUCCACCCGCCCUCAUGCAAUUAAACAGCUGCUGCGUUUGUGAUCGUCCACACCCUAAACACCUUGUCCUGUCCUUCCCCUCAUGCAGAUUUCACCAAUUGGAUCACACUACCAGUAUUGAGUGUAUUUGUGUGUCUGAAUGCAAGUGGUUGUUUGCGUCUGUACUGCCAACGUGUGCUGAAGGACAUUAAAAAUGGUGGCUCGUCGGUCAGGUUCAUGUAUGUUGGGAUUUUUUUUAUUUUUUUUUGGUCUGAAAGGGGCCAUAUUACCCAAUUUUAAAUGUCCUAUUUAAUCAGAAAUUGGUGGUUUGAAAAAUAUUUUCACUGUUCUAGUAAAAAGACAAAUUAGCUGCCAAAAUAAAGGCUUAGUUUUCUAUUAAAACUUUUCCUGUUCAUUUUUGUUUUUAAUUGGUUGGAUUUGGCUUGUUUUUCCUUACUUAUCCCACCCAAUGCUGGAUGUUAGUGUUAUUUAUCUAAACUUUCCUGUCUUUGGAAACUUGCUUUUGCUCACACAGUCCUUUUUUUCUCCCCGUUUUUCCCUCUUUGAAGAAAAGCACUGAUGGAAGGAGAAAACACAUUUUUCAUGUUCUCACAAUUUGCAGGAAAUAUCUUGACCAAAGUCUGCCCUUGGCUUCUGUAGCUCAACACUCCUAACUGGUUCAAAUCCUUCCAGUAUGUCUGUUUGCUGGUUUUAGGCCCAUCUCCAGCCGUUCUUUUACAGUUUUAUGCUUUGUAUGGUUUAAUUGGCGAGGGUGCUCUUUUUUUUUUGUGUUUAUUUUUUUGAAGAAAUUUAUGGAGGUAUAUUUAUUAAAUGACUUGAUUGUGAAACCUGUUAAUAUUUGAAGGUAAUUAAGAAAUGGGACCUUUUCAGCUGGUUGUGCUUGGGUUGGGUUGAGUUCUUCCCUUUAUACGAUUUGUGUGAUUUCCUUAUGAGUCCUCCUCAGUGUUGCCCUUCCAUUUUUCCAGUGAAAACAUUGCACAAUGUCAUACUCACUAAAAUCUUCCAUAAAGGGGGGAUGCUUUAGGAGAGGUUUGAGUUGAAUUUCCUUCGACAGUAAAUUUUGAAGACUGGUUAUCGUCUGCCUUUUGUUUCCUACAGAACAAAAAGUGAACUGGUGGAUUUUAUUCUCAAUCGCCUGCCUUCUUGUGUUUCCUGCAAUGCACACCUCUUAAAUGUGUCCUUUUGUGUCUUAGACCAGGAGUCCGAACACUUGAGCAUGUGUUUCGCUCAUUUACAUUUAUUUUUUGUGUGUCGGGAUCUGAACAGGUUUUCAAUACUGCACUAAAAUUUGGUUCCUGCUGUUUGCUUUCAUUACAUUAAUGCAUUAAGGUAAUUUUGUUUUUGUUUUUCUUCCCAUUGUACAGAUUUCAUUGAAGAUUUUUUUUUUUAAAGAAAAUUCUGCAUUAAUCACCUAGAGAUAAAGAGCUACACUAUGUGAAAGGAAGUAGAGUUGGAGAUAAUUGCCAGUUGCUUUUCCAUUGUAAGAUGAUAAAAGUCAAAUAAACCUUGACUCUGUUCUAA
Messenger RNA from Cyprinodon tularosa, 2915 nucleotides. RefSeq names its product zinc finger, MYND-type containing 19 (gene zmynd19). The transcript is spliced from 6 exons. Bases 202 to 885 code for a protein of 227 amino acids. The record is from RefSeq and is a predicted model, not a curated record. NCBI's taxonomy places the organism in Eukaryota, Metazoa, Chordata, Actinopteri, Cyprinodontiformes, Cyprinodontidae.